UAGGAAAUAGAAGAACCAGGAUUUGACCUUAUUCAGUCUGGUACCAGCACUUAUUUGCCUCACAUAACACAUUACACGUUAUACUGCCAUCCUCCCUACACCUGAGCAUCUUGGCUUGGUCUCAGGGCCUCUCUCUCAUUGUGUUUCUCGCUCUCUCGGAGAUCUGUCUUCAUGGGAUUGCAGGAUGGUGUCAGGUUAAGAGAACAGGAGCUGGUUUCCCCCUGUGUGUUCCCAUUCUUUCUCCCCAGCCGGUAGAGGCCUCCCUAACCAUGCGUGUCCCUUCAAUCUGUCCACAGGUCAUUGCAUCCGGAGGGGCCCAGAAGGGGAAGGAGGCAUUUGCCUCCACUGUCGCAGCUGCACCCACGAUGCAGAGCAUCAAGUGUGUGGUAGUGGGCGAUGGGGCUGUGGGCAAGACGUGCCUGCUCAUCUGCUACACAACCAACGCCUUCCCCAAGGAGUACAUCCCCACAGUGUUCGACAAUUACAGCGCCCAGAGCGCAGUGGAUGGGCGCACCGUGAACCUGAACCUGUGGGACACAGCGGGCCAGGAGGAGUACGACCGACUGCGCACACUCUCCUACCCUCAGACCAACGUCUUUGUCAUCUGCUUCUCCAUUGCCAGUCCGCCCUCCUACGAGAAUGUGCGGCACAAGUGGCAUCCGGAGGUGUGCCACCACUGCCCCGACGUGCCCAUCCUCCUGGUGGGCACCAAGAAGGACCUGAGAGCCCAGCCUGACACCCUACGGCGCCUUAAGGAGCAGGGCCAGGCACCCAUCACACCGCAGCAGGGCCAGGCCCUGGCCAAGCAGAUCCAUGCUGUGCGCUACCUCGAGUGCUCGGCCCUGCAGCAGGACGGCGUCAAGGAAGUGUUCGCUGAGGCUGUCCGGGCUGUGCUCAACCCCACGCCCAUCAAGCGUGGGCGGUCCUGUGUCCUCUUGUGACCCUGGCACUCGGCUUGGAGGCUGCCCCUGCCCCCCACCAGUUGUGCCUUGGCGCCUUGUCUGCCCCCAGCUGUGCCUUAAGGACUAAUUCUGGCACCCCUUGCCAGGGGGCUCCCUGAAUGCCCUUUUCUCUGAAUGCCUAGUUCUCCUUAAUGAGGCCCACAGGGAAAGGGGCUUCGGGCCCUGCCCCGCUCUGCUUGGGAACACCAGGUAUUCCUGAGAGCUCACCCAGGCCAAGGUUGGACCCCUCCCCAAGAAGCCAACCCAAGUGCCCCUCCCCCAUCACCCCUACUGACCAGUUGAUCCAGCUUCCCACACAGAUGUUGCUGCCUAUUGUGGUGCCUUCUCUCAGGUUAGGAGCUCUCAGCUGUCCCUAACCUCUCCCUUGCUGCUCUUUGAAUUGCUUCCCCCUCAAGAUGCUCUCUCCCUUCCCCAAAGAAGGAGCCACAGAAUCCUGAGAAGAUGAAUGUGCCCUAACCUACCCCCAUGUGCCCAGGCCUUAUGCAUCUGCUGACUGAUUCAGCCCCCCUUCCCCAGGCUCCUGGGGGCCUUUCCUACCCCCAUCAGUAUCAAUAAAACCUCCUGUCUCCA
Molecule: messenger RNA, 1532 nt
Organism: Odobenus rosmarus divergens (Pacific walrus)
Lineage: Eukaryota; Metazoa; Chordata; Mammalia; Carnivora; Odobenidae
Gene: RHOG
Product: ras homolog family member G
Exons: 1
Coding region: 270-941 (223 amino acids)
Biological process (GO): regulation of cell shape; cortical cytoskeleton organization; regulation of actin cytoskeleton organization
Cellular component (GO): cell projection; cytoskeleton; plasma membrane
Molecular function (GO): GTPase activity; protein kinase binding; GTP binding
Source: RefSeq, a predicted model, not a curated record